This is a messenger RNA of Penicillium malachiteum, 384 nucleotides long. RefSeq lists its product as uncharacterized. Lineage: Eukaryota; Fungi; Ascomycota; Eurotiomycetes; Eurotiales; Aspergillaceae. The transcript has a single exon. Bases 1 to 384 code for a protein of 127 amino acids. The record is from RefSeq and is a predicted model, not a curated record.
AUGCGCUUGGAUGCAGCAACAUUGGCCCUGAGACCUAGGAUUCCAGUUGACAUUGUGGAUCUGAUUCUCCCACAAAUCCCCGAAAGUACACUCGUCACUGAAAUCCCAAGUAUGAUGCGCUGCAACAAAGACCACUCUUUGGAAAUUGCAACAUUAAACCUUCAAAUCGACUUCUUAUUUCUUGAAGUCGAUAAAUUAAAUCCAUACUUCUGGAUGAUGUUGGCAACCUGUGCUGGUGAUUCUGUUCUCGACGAGCCUACCCAGGAAGAGAACAAAAGAUACUUACAGCAAACCAAAGUUCCGCUUCGACGCAAUGCUCCCUACUGGGUCAAGACUCCUGGAGCGAUAGAGUUUCUUAAGGAGAAGCUUAUGAAUCAACCCUAG